Centropristis striata (black sea bass) is the source of this 3209-nucleotide messenger RNA. It is a transcript of the gene laptm4a, whose product is annotated as lysosomal protein transmembrane 4 alpha. Lineage: Eukaryota; Metazoa; Chordata; Actinopteri; Perciformes; Serranidae. The record is from RefSeq and is a predicted model, not a curated record. The transcript is spliced from 7 exons. Gene Ontology annotation, cellular component: lysosomal membrane. The coding region runs from base 103 to 822 and encodes 239 amino acids.
UGUGGUGCAGCUGCAGGCCGUCAGUAGGUGGUGGGCGUUCCUCCCUCAUCCUCCGCUCUCUGUUCAUGUUGACAACAUUAUUCUGCCCCAGCAGCUCUCCAGAUGUUUCUCCCUACGCUCGUGGAGGACAUGCAUCACUUUAAACCCAGUCGAGACAGACUGUACACCACCAGGUGCUGCGGAUGCUGCCAUGUCCGGACGGGGACCAUCAUCCUGGGGACCUGGUACAUGGUAGUGAACCUGUUGAUGGGCAUCCUGCUGACUGUAGCUGUGACCCAUCCAGAGAACGUCCCCACUAUCGACCUGCAGUAUGAGGUCAUCGACCAUUACUUUGCCUCUGACAGGAUGUCUGAGAACGCCUGCGUUGGAUUCGCCAUCUCUCUGCUGAUGCUCACUAUCAGCGCCAUGAUGGUGUACGGAGCCAUUACUCAUCGUGACGGAUGGCUCAUCCCGUUCUUCUGCUACCAGCUGUUUGACUUCGCCCUGAGCUGCCUGGUGGCCAUCAGCUCUCUCACCUACCUGCCCAGGAUCAAGGACUACCUGGACCAGCUGCCGGAUUUCCCGUACAAGGAUAACCUCCUCUCUCUGGACUCCAGCUGCCUGCUGCUCUUUGUGCUCGUCUUCUUCGCCUUCCUCAUCAUCCUCAAGUCUUACCUGAUCAACUGUGUGUGGAACUGCUACAAGUACAUCAACAACAGGAACAUGCCAGAGAUCGCUGUCUACCCGGCCUUUGAGACCCCUCCCCAGUACAUCCUGCCUACCUAUGAGAUGGCGAUGAAGAUGCCAGAGAAGGAGCCUCCUCCCCCGUACAUGCCUGCUUAAACACCAGCCAAAACACACACACACACACACACACACACACACACCACCAUAUGCAUUCCUACCUUCCCUCACUAACUCCUGAAGCCCCCCCCCCCCCCUGUGACCUCUGACCUCUGUGUAUGUGUAAGGCCUCUGGUGUUUCGUUCCUCCCUCUGUGUUUCUACAGAGCGUCCUGUGAGCAGAUGAAGAUGAUGAAGACUGAAUCUGAGUGAAAUAAAUGAAUGAAUGAAUGAAUUUGAUGUUUGAAAAGCUUCGGGUGCUACCAGCCCCUCCCCCUCGCGCCCCCCCCCUCCCCCCCUCUGGCCUUUUUUAUGUCUUAGUAAAAGGGAUUCAUGUGAAAAUUAAAUUGCUUGAAAUGCUCUCAUCAUCGAUCCAGCACCAUCCUAUCUAUAGAUUGAUAUAUGAAGUGUAAAAAAAAAAUGACUAUUAUUAUGACAAUCCACUUAUUCUAGCUCUUAUUGUUGAAUUGUGUUACUUUCCACCCUAAUUAUUAAGACCUCGACUAUUCCAUCUCAGUCUUGAAUGGAGUCUGUAGCACUAUUUGGUCUGUUAUUUAUUUAGCUUUGCCAUGGUUCAGUUCACCAUAGUCAGGCAGCUUAGGACCAGAUUUCAGAAUAAAAGGGGACACGCCGGACAAAAGCACCACAUUUUUUCCACAUGCUCUCUAUGACUAUAGGUUUCAAUUUUUGGUAGGAGCCACUUCAUCAAGAUUCUGGAACGGAUAUGGCACCCAUAUAAAGUCUAUGAGAACCAGUAUAUCUUCCAAGCUACAAAAUGACCCAAAAAAAGACAAAAUGACCAAAAAAAAGAUGCAAAAUGACCAAAAAAAGACACAAAAUGACCAAAAAAAGACACAAAUUGGCCAAUAAGGACACAAAAUGGUCAAAAAAGACACAAAUUGACCAAAAAAAAGACGCAAAAUGAAUAAAAAAAGAUACAAAUUGACAAAAAAACAACACAAAAUGACCAAAAAAACACAAAUUGACCACAAAAUGAUCAAAAAAAGACACAAAAAAGACACAAAAUGACCAAAAAAAAGACAUUAAAUGACCAAAAAGACUAAAACACAUUAACACAUGAACACUUUAACACAGUGGAGACAGAGCUGACUUCCAAAAUGAUUUGGUGACCAUCAAGAUUCCGGAACGGAUAUGGCACCCAUAUAAAGUCUAUGAGAACCAGUAUAUCUUCCAAGCCACUUAAAAUGUCAAUCUUGGUGUCAAAAAAUACAUUUUCUGGGUCAAGGAAUCAUUUAAAGCUCUUGAUUGCACAGAUUUUUGUAGUUGCAAAUGUAAUAGAUAAUUAAAGUGAAGCUUCAUCAAUUAAAUGUAUGCACGUUUCUCAAGAGCUUUAAAUGAUUCCUUGACCCAGAAAAUGUAUUUUUUUGACACCAAGAUUGAUCUUGUAAGGUUAUUUGUGUCUUUUUUGGGUAAUUUUGUUUCUUUUUCUUGUCAUUUUGUGUCUUUUCUGGUCAUUUUGUGGUCAAUUUGAGUCCUUUUUUGCUUAAUUUGAUGUAAUUUUAUGGUCAUUGUGACUUUUUUGGGUAAUUUUGUUUCUUUUUCUUGGCCAUUUUGUGUCUUUUGUUGAUUUUGUGUCUUGUCAUUUUGUGUCUUUUUUGUCAUUUUGUUUCUUUUCUGGUCAUUUUGUGUCUUUUCUGGUCAUUUUGUGGUCAAUUUGAGUCCUUUUUUGCUUAAUUUGAUGUAAUUUUUUGGUCAUUUUGUGACUUUUUUGGGUAAUUUUGUUUCUUUUUCUUGGCCAUUUUGUGUCUUUGUCAUUUUGUGUCUUUUGGUGAUUUUGUGUCUUGUCAUUUUGUGUCUUUUUUGUCAUUUUGUUUCUUUUCUGGUCAUUUUGUGUCUUUUUCUUGGCCAUUUUGUGUCUUUGUGAUUUUGUGUCUUUUGGUGAUUGUGUCUUUUUUGGGUAAUUGUGUUUCUUUUUCUUGGCCAUUUUUAAGUGGCUUGGAAGAUAUACUGGUUCUCAUAGACUUUAUAUGGGUGCCAUAUCCGUUCUGGUACUUGAUGAAGUGGCUCCUACCAAAAAUUGAAACCUAUGGCCAUAGAGAGCAUGUGGAAAAAAUGUGGUGCUUUUGUCCGGCGUGUCCCUUUAUUUCUAAUCCGCCUGACGACCACCUCCCUGGUGUUUCAUCACUCUGUCGUGUUAGCAAAGCUAGUGAGUGGUUUCCCAGCUGAGACUGAGAGACGGAGAGCAGAAUCUCUGAUGACGGAUCAUUUUCUCUGCUUCUUUCUCACCUGACAUCUGGAACAAACAGCUAGUCUUGUGAACAUUAGUUAGUAGUUGCAUGCUUAUAAACAGCUCUCCCCAUUACUUUACUGGUAAUAUGAUUUUAUUCUAGUGGAAAUACAUUUGACUUCAAUAAACGUUUCAGAACA